AUGUCGGCAACGAUGGAAGAGAUUGCCUUUCCCUGUCCUGUUCCCCCAGUUUAUGAGCUGGAUGUUGAUGUCGAUGUGUGGCUUGCGAACACUCAAGAUGUCCUGAAUGCGGUCGAUCCUGACCGCCACUCAGCAUGUGCCAUGAGCCAUGCGAGACUGGGCCUGCGGAACCACCGGAGCUGUUGCCAAGCCUACCCCGCUGUGCUUCCGUUUGCACUCUGGUUCGCUACUGAGCACAUUUUCUGGGCCAUCAUCUUCAAAUCAACAGAAACUCGUGCAAAGGUCCCUCCCUCGGGGGUCCUUGAUCGCGAUAAUCGGUCUAAAGUCAUGUCCCUUUUCUUUCAGGGCAAAUCUGGUACAUUCUACCGUUUGCGGCUUUGUGAUACUGAAUUGGCGCUCUGUAUGGAUAGCGGCAGUGAUGUACCGAUUCACAUUUGGCCAUGGCAAGAAGUUGGUGCACCGAAGCACACAGAAACAGAGGUCCGAAUGCCAUGGUUAAUCACCGACGAUGACAGGCUCCGAGUGGCACCGAUCAUAGCCGAUGUUCUCCAUUCAAAGCAUCCAGAGAACUUAAGCGCCUCUUUACGUCGGAAGUUAAGCCGUGCUGAUUCCGUCCCACCUCCUGUUGUUUCCGACGCCAAGUACCACCACACUAUCACCAUCUUCACCAACAACGUCAAUUCUAGCGGUAAACUCGUCCACCAAAUUGCCUGCAUCCGCGCCAUGGCCUUCGCAAAUGACACCCAGCCCGUUCCAGAGAAAAUAAAUGAUACAUUGAACGGGAGUGACCUAACUGGACCUGCUGAAUCUAAUGGAAUUAAAAAGGUCAAAAAGAGGAAAGGAUUUUCCCUUUGUGGGCUCAAUUGUAUGGGCAGAAAGGAGAAAGACGCUGACUUGUACUCCUCAGCAGUUUCACAAACACUGGAAAAGGGCGACGUAGGUGCCCCCACGACGGAGGUGGUCCCUCCGCAACACCUCCAGCAGGUGGUCGAGCCACCCUCCCAAGUGUCCCCUUGCCCCACUGCCGAGGAGCCGACCGGCGACGUCGAUGUCACCGCGGUGAAAGAGAUCUGCAUUUGCACAACUCCGAAGGUUGUUUGGCGCCUAAGACACCAGACCGUCUCCACGUCUAUCGAUUUGUUUCUGUGUCUUGCUGUUGGUCUUCGUGCAUUCUCGAAAUCUCAGGGCAUGAAGUUCCCUCGAAUUGGCGAUCAGCACGCGCUAUACUCCUGGGCGCCGUGCCUUCUUGGUAGUCGCUCGGACAUUCAGUACCACCUUGUUCUGUUUCUUGUACCAACACGUCACGUCCAGCCUCUUCACAAAGAGGAGGAACCCAGUGCCGAAACCGCGAAUGCGCAGCAGCUGCUGGCGCCCGUCGUUUCCCAAGUCCCCACCCCCAGCCCUCGGACGCAGCCUGCCGACAUCGUCGCGUCUCCAUCGAAACCUCCAAUACCUACCAGGGUGUUCGAAAACUCGCCUCCGACCACAAUAGAGACUCCAAACAAAAAUGUGGAUGAGCCAGACGGCACAACCACUGCACCCCAACCAUCUCCAUCUAAACACAUCGGAAAGAUAAUUUCUCAAUGUGACGCUCCGUUACCUAAGCCGCUAAAUACGUCCUCGUCAACAGAGACAACCCAACUCGCAUUCUCCACAAAAACGCACGAAAGGGAAAAUAUUCCUCCGAGCUUGAUUAUCAAAAAUGAGCCGGAGGACGUCGGCUGUGCAGGCCCUGCAGCCAAUGGUUCCUCAAGUCCCUCUCUGAAGAAGCCGGAAUCGGCGAUCGUGCCUUCGAGCCCAGGGAAGAUGUCGAUUGUCUCCAGCGGGGGCGGCAGCCCGCACUCUGGCAUCCCGCUACCCAGGAAUCCCACUCGAGCGAUUUCCAGCAUCACCCACAAUUCCUCCUCCUCCGCUGACGCAAUCUUAGAUUCCAAACCCUCAGAUUCCUCCGGGACGUUCUGGCAACCGGAUGUCACCCCGCAGUCGUUGGACCCUUUGGCAGAAUCGGUGGAACCUGGACGAAAGCAUCCAAGUUACGAAGCAACCGAUGACCCUGGACCGAUCGAAACGAGCACCACCAAGCAGGGCGCUUUCAUUGGGAAACCGGAGGCUACCGAGGUCCUGGAUAGGUGCGACACAGCGAGUUGUGGUGACAGUGUUGACAACUGCUCCAUCCUGACUCAUUCUCCUGUACUCGAACUUUCUGAUGCAUCUUCAGAUGACAUCAAUAGCACCUUUGAAGUCAACAGAACUCUAGUGGAGUCUACGGACACUGACUCCGUUGCGAAAUUGCCUGUACCGGAGACUUCCACCUUCUCUCACAACGGGACCCCAGGGGAAAGUCCCUCACCGUCGCCACCGCAACCAGCGCAACCCACCGCCCAAGCACGACGCACGUCAGGUCUGAUGGGUCCCAAAGUAGUCGUCAAUAAGCCAGGCAUCAACGUGUACAAGGGCCGACACGCACCCUCGAUCACCCAGAGUCCCUCGCCGUCGGCCACGAAGCCAGGACCUGAAGGUGAUUUGCAAACUAAUUCCCCCUCAACACCAACAAUUCAGAAGACCCCAUCACCUCCUACAGGUGGCAAGACGUCUAACAUUAGACCGCCUUUGGUAACCACGGACGCCAUCGGCGGCGCUCGCUACCAGUCCCGCACCUCGAUUCCCAAGCGCAGCUCUUCCGGCACGCGCAACGGCCUUGACAGUCCUUCGAACUCUGCUAGCACCAGUCCACCGUCCACACCGGCCACUAGAUCAACUCCUACAGGGAUACGGGUGCCAUCGCGUGUACCACGUCAAACCAUUUUGAAGGUAACUUUCAUUUUCAAAGUGAUUUUGGAUGAUGCUUAUGUUCCUUCUGGUUUUUUCUGUCCAACACUUCGUCAGAGGGAUUAG
Messenger RNA from Mesocestoides corti, 2895 nucleotides. Lineage: Eukaryota; Metazoa; Platyhelminthes; Cestoda; Cyclophyllidea; Mesocestoididae. The record is from the annotation of a GenBank genome assembly.